AUGAGCACCUCGGCGGCGGCGGCUCCCGUCAGGCUGAUGCCCGGCGGGCGCUCGGAGCAGGCGGCCGCCGCGCCGCCCGCGAGGCUCCUCUGCGCCCCCGCCGCGGGCCCGGCGCCCGACCGGGGCAGCCCCGCCGCCAAGGUGCCCGGCGGCCCGGCGCCGUCCGCCGCCCCGCAACCGCCGCGCCUGGCGGCCGCCCCCGCGGGGGCCCCGGUGGCGCGGGUGGCCGCCCCCGGGGGCCCGCGGCCGGUAGCGCCCAAGGGGCCGCCCACGGCCACCCUCCAGUUACCGGCCAACUUCCAGCUGCCCCCAGGAACUGUUCUUAUCAGAAGUAGUAGUGGCCAACUAAUGCUAGUAUCUCAACAAGCAAUAGCACGAGCACAGAACCAGCCACAAAAUAACACAAGCGUGAGAUCAUCUGUACCAACCAGCACACCUGCAGUCAGAAUAUGUGCUGUACAGAACUCUGGCACCCAGUUACUAAAGAAAGUAGCAGCUACUCCUGUGAAACCAUUAUCUCAAACAACAAAUGCUGUGGCUUCUACUGUUCAGCCACCUGCUGUAAUACAGCCAGCAGCUGCAACAGCUAGUGUUACUACAGUUACUGCUGUAAAGCCUUCGAGUACUGGAACACCUGUAAAACUUCCAGUUACAGGACCACCUGCACAAGCUAUCUCCCAAAAGGCAGUCUCUGUGAAAGCAGAGGGCACAACAGUAGCACAGACCAGCGCUUCUACAGAGAUGCUAGAGAAUGUGAAGAAAUGCAAGAAUUUUCUUGCUACGCUAAUAAAACUGGCAUCUAGUGGACCUCAGGCCCCUGAGAUGGGGCAGAAUGUGAAGAAUCUGGUGCAAAAUCUAUUGGAAGCAAAAAUUGAACCAGAAGAAUUUACAAAAAAGCUAUACAUAGAGCUCAAGUCAUCUCCACAACCAUAUUUAGUUCCUUUUCUCAAGAAAAGCAUGCUUGCCUUACGGCAGCUAAUGCCCAAUGCUCAGAGCUUUAUCCAGCAGUGUAUGCAGCAGCCAGCUCUAACCCAAGAAGCUGUUUCGGCUUGUACCUCUGCAGCACCAGCUCCUUCAAUAGCAGUGGCAACCUCAGCUGUAGCAACAACUUCUCUUCCAGUUAUAAAACCAGUAUCUGCCUCUGUAACAGUCACAGCCUCUCCAGUUAUAAAACCAGUCCUUGCCAGCGCGUCGGUGACAGCUUCUCUGCAGACUGUGAAGCCUGUUCCUUCCUCUGCAGUGGUGACAGCAUCUCUUCGGCCUGCAGCUUCAGUCCUCACCACAACGAUAGCAACAUCAGGGCUGACUGCUAUCCAAACUGUCAAGCCGGUCUUCACCUCGGCGGUAGCAACGUCCUCUCUGCAGUCUGCAAAGCCAGUGCUGGUCUCUACAGUGUCACCUUCAGCAACAACCCCUCUCCAGCCUCUGAAGCCAGUCGUUGGAACCCCAAUCAGUAUUAAAAUCUCACAGCCAAACUGCGUUGUUGCGCAGUCAGUGGGUGCUCAGCAGGUGGUUAAAGUGAAACAGUUGGUCGUCCAACAACCAUCAGGAACCGUUGUAAAGCAAGUAUCCACACUCCCGCAAACCUCAACGCUGACCCUACAGACGUCUGCUGAGGAAAGGAUGCCGCUGAAUACACUUGUUCAAACUAACCAGUUUCCUGCAGGUUCCAUUCUGAAACAAAUUACCCUGCCAGGAAAUAAAAUUCUGUCGCUUCAAGCAUCUCCUGUUCAGAAAGCUAAAAUAAAAGAGAAUGGAGCAACAUCCUUCAGUAGAGAUGAAGAUGACAUAAAUGAUGUGACUUCUAUGGCUGGGGUCAAUCUUAACGAGGAGAAUGCAUGCAUUUUGGCAACAAACUCUGAGCUCAUUGGUACAGUGAUCCGCUCUUGUGCAGAUGAACCUUUUCUGUCCUCAGAAGCGCUUCAAAAGAAGAUCUUGAACAUAGGUAAAAGGCAUGACAUUAUGGAACUUAACUCUGAUGUUGUGAACUUGAUCUCCCACGCUACACAGGAGAGAUUACGAGGGCUCCUAGAAAAACUAACUGUAAUUGCUCAGCACAGAGUAUCAACCCACAAGGGGAGUGAUAGGUACAUCGUAUCUAGUGACACCAGAGCACAACUGAGAUUUCUUGAAAAGCUUGAUCACCUAGAAAAGCAGAGAAAGGAUGAAGAGGAACGUGAAAUGUUGCUUCGAGCAGCCAAGAGCCGUUCCAAUAAAGAAGAUCCAGAGCAACUGCGGUUAAAGCAGAAAGCGAAAGAGAUGCAACAGUUGGAGUUAGCACAAAUGCAACAAAGAGAAGCCAACCUCACAGCUUUGGCAGCCAUUGGACCAAGGAAGAAAAGACCAUUGGAUUCACCAAAUGUUGGAUCUGGGCUGGAGGGUUUGAAUGGCAAUGGAAUUGCUCCUGGAUCAUCAGGUUUUAGCCUCACGAAACAGCUGCUCUGUCCAAGAAUAACCCGCGUCUGUCUCAGGGACUUGAUAUUCUGCAUGGAACAAGAGAGGGAGAUGAAGCAUUCUCUAACCUUGUACCGUGCUCUUCUGAAGUGAUUUGAAUUUUACAUUUCACCUUGCUGUCUACUGCCAAAGAAAACACUGAAGCAUUGUUGCACUGUCUUGAAAUUCCAAUUUCUGGGAAAUGAUCCGUUGUAAGGAUAACUCUUGUUUACAGAUAAACAUUUUUAUUAAAUACCUAACUCAGCACCUGUAGGGUUUUUAAUAAUAUUUGGCUUAAACCAGUCUGUAAACCAGUGAAAACACUGAGCUGCACACACACAAGCACCUGACUACCUGCUUGCAUUUAACUGUCUUGCAGGCUCUGAGGGCUUGAUAUGUGUCCCUAGUUUAUGUAUGUCGCUUGCUUCAGUACUCCAGAGUCUGCAACAUCUGUUCUACAUGUAGUGCCUUCUUCUAAUCCAACCUUAUUUAGGGAAACAAGUAACUUCAAAGGCACUGCAUAGCACGGCAACUGUAUUUAAUCAUGAACCAGCAGUCAGUCAACAUGCUAAUGUAUUGCCUAUCUGACUCAGCAUCUCCUUAAAUUUUCUGGGUUUAGAAUUGCUACUGGUUGCUUGUUUGUGGAGAGCAAAGUUGCAAGGAAAAGGAAUGAGGGGUGCUUUCUCCCCACCACCUUGCCUCAGCUGCCCUCCCCCUUUCCUCUCAGAAAGUGACUGAGGGAAGGUAAACAAAUUGGUCGUUCCUGUGAUUUAAGUACAUCAGACAGUGUAGUUAGGGCAUCCUUCGAUGUUCGGGGGAAAUUUGGAGUUACUAAACUUGAAUACAAGGAGUGAAAGAGCCUAAAAAGGAAGGGUAAACAGAAGAAACAGUUUAUCUUUCUGUAGAUAUAAAAAAUAGCAUUGAACUUGAGCGUAGAUGUAGAAAGAAAUGAACAAAAGCAACCUGUGCUGACUGCAAAAAAGGGGGAAAACUUGAGAUGCAUUGAAACUUUGCAGCUGGAGACUCUUAAGGAGAAAAGCAGUGUUUGCAAAGCACAGGAUUCACUGCUUUAUUUAGAAUAUUGCUUUAAUACCUUAAUGUGGUAUAACAGGGAAACUUCCCAAAUAGAAAGUAUUUAGACAGUUGCCUGGUUCCCGUUCAGUGAGGAGGAGGGCUCCGGAUUAUUAAGACUGCUAGAAUGGAUUCAAAGAUUUUCUGCUUGCUGGUAAAGACUGCCUUGUGGUGGAAGGAAAACCCUCUGGGUCACCCUUCUCCCCAGCCUCCAGACGUUUUGCCUCCCAUGACACAGUGCUGUAUAGCAUGGCUGUUUCCCAGGACUGCUGGGAAAGGCACUGACUGUAUUGAAUGGCUUCCUGCUGAAACUUUUUUCUUUUAAGGAACAAGCUUCCUAUGGUUAUUUGGCAUGCUACUUCAAAACUUGAAGCGAUGAUUCAAACGCCCUCCACAGUCAGAACCACUGCAGAUAGUUACCAAAUUCAAUAAGUUUUGAAUCAGUUAUGGGUUUUUUUGUUGGAACAGUAGUAAAAAAAAAAAUCUAGUAAAUGA
Molecule: messenger RNA, 3999 nt
Organism: Gymnogyps californianus (California condor)
Lineage: Eukaryota; Metazoa; Chordata; Aves; Accipitriformes; Cathartidae
Gene: TAF4B
Product: TATA-box binding protein associated factor 4b
Exons: 15
Coding region: 1-2547 (848 amino acids)
Biological process (GO): transcription initiation at RNA polymerase II promoter; DNA-templated transcription
Cellular component (GO): transcription factor TFIID complex
Molecular function (GO): DNA binding; protein heterodimerization activity; RNA polymerase II general transcription initiation factor activity
Source: RefSeq, a predicted model, not a curated record